Messenger RNA from Monopterus albus (swamp eel), 3393 nucleotides. RefSeq names its product ADP-ribosylation factor-binding protein GGA3-like. The transcript is spliced from 16 exons. Gene Ontology annotation, biological process: intracellular protein transport; protein localization to cell surface; Golgi to plasma membrane transport. Gene Ontology annotation, molecular function: small GTPase binding; phosphatidylinositol binding; ubiquitin binding. Gene Ontology annotation, cellular component: trans-Golgi network. Bases 408 to 2222 code for a protein of 604 amino acids. NCBI's taxonomy places the organism in Eukaryota, Metazoa, Chordata, Actinopteri, Synbranchiformes, Synbranchidae. The record is from RefSeq and is a predicted model, not a curated record.
UUAUGUUUUUAAGAUGUUUGGUUGUAUAUCCGAGCGAGCCGUCGUAACGUUGUCAUCCUAUAUAUAAACUAACUGUCGCUGCUUUUUUUAGGCGGCGUCACGUUAUUCGAUGGCUCGUGUCGUCACUUGGGUUUAAUUUCUGUAAUUAGACGUUUUAUCUGGGGGUAAUUUGUGAACGUGUCUGCUUAUUUUAUUUUAAUAAAUUGUGUUUGAACAUUUUGCAGAAAGUGAACAGGAAGUUGGUUAGCGCGUGCCCAGCAGUCGCUCGAGUCAUGCGCGCGCUCACAGCGGUAGCUUUUUUUUUUUUCCCAAAUUUGAUUUUUCUUUUUUUUUACGUUUUAUCUGAAUAAACGUAACAAUGUCACAGAGAAACACAAGUAUAGACCAAAUAUACAAAGUAAAAUGAAAUGUAUCAGGCCACAGACCCAAAUAAUGAGGAAGACAGAUGGGACUGCAUCCAGGGGUUCUACCAGCUCGUCAACCAAGAGGUUGAUGGGCCACAGAUCGCCAUUCGUCUUCUUGCUCAUAAAAUCCAGUCGCCACAGGAGAAAGAGGCUCUGCAGGCUCUGACUGUUCUUGAGGCUUGUAUGAACAACUGUGGCAAGGAAUUCCACAAAGAGGCUGCCAAGUUUCGCUUUCUCAACGAGCUCAUCAAAGUCUUAACACCCAAGUACUUUGGUUCCUGGACUCCUCAGAAAGUUAAAGACAGAGUGACUGAGGUUCUCUAUGGCUGGACGCUCUGGCUUACAGAAGAACCCAAGAUUCAGGAAGCCUACUCCAUGCUCAAGAAACAAGGUAUUGUGACUAAAGAUCCCAAACUGCCAGACACACUUAUAAUGGCACCUCCACCACAAAGAACCACAGAUUCUAUUUUCGACCAGGAGGACAAGGCUAAGCUGUUAGCCAGGUUAUUGAAAAGUGGCCGUCCUGAGGAUCUGGAAACUGCCAACAGACUCAUUAAAAGCACCAUGAAAGAGGAGCAGGAGAAGGUAGAGAAGGUGCUGAAACGUGAAUCUACUCUGGAGGAAGUGGAGAGCAGCACCAAGCAGCUCAGAGAACUGCUGGACCAGCAGACAGUGACUGGGUCCUCAUUACAGCCCAGUGAUGAUCUGAAGGCCUUGUACGAACGCUGUGACCGGCUGAGGCCCAGUCUGUUUCGCCUGGCCAGUGAUACGAUGGACGACGACAGCGCUCUGGCACAGAUCUUGGCGGCUAAUGACAAGCUAACACUUGUAGUAAAUGCCUACAGAGACCGGAUUGGGAAGACGGAGUGUAAUGGUGGAAGAGAAAGAAGCAGAAGUGAGGAAGAAGUGGUGGAUAAAAAUAAAGCUCCUACAAGUCCCAGGGCAAUUAAAAGCUACCACCUUAUCGACCUGUCAGUAUUGGACACUCCACAGACUCUCAGAAAAAAUGAUUUGCCACCCUCCUGUAAAUCUUCUUCGCCUCUCUUUUCCUCUGGUUUGGAAAACACUGUCCAUUCAGUAGCUGACUCAGGCUUUAAUGAUUCAGAGUUUGAUAAUCUGGUCUCAAAACGGGUUCAAGAAACACAAAGCUCGUACUACGAGGAACUAAUGCAGCUUAAUGGAGAUGUUCCAGUGACUGCUGAGCAGAAUGGAGGAAGAGGCCUUUUUCUGAGAGCUCGUGGAUGUGGGGGGAGCGCUACCACAAUAAACGGGACGAAUAUUUGGGGUCUCCCCCAAAAUCAACAGUUCACAGGAUUACAAUCACCGCACAUGGCACAGAAACAACCAAGUGAAGUGUUUGGGGAAAGCUUGUGUCCACCUCACUCACUGAAAGACAUCCGUGUACCAAUGGAGACCGUCAGACCCAGUCAGCUGGAACCAGUUACUCUAUACGACCAGGGCGGCAUCCAUGUGUCACUUCAUUUUGCCAAAGACUCUCCACCAGGUCAUCCAGAUGUUGCAGUGGUCGUCAUUUCCACCGUGAACACAUCUGCCUUUGAUGUGAAAAACUUCCUGUUUCAAGCUGCUGUUCCCAAGAUGAUGUUAGUGAAACUUCAGCCUGCCUCAGGGACACACCUACCUCCUUAUAACCCUCUCCUGCCUCCACCUGCCAUCUCGCAAGUCCUCCUGUUGGCUAAUCCUCAUAAUCAUAAGCUGCGUCUACGCUACAAGCUGACACUGACACAUGGAGACCAACAGCUGAGUGAGAUCGGAGAGAUCGACAGUUUUCCAGACUGGGCCUUGCUGACUGGCCCCUAAAAACAUCAGCGGAUUAUAAACCAACUCUGCACAGGACCUGAAACCUCCGUUUAAAAGCAGAGAAAUAUAAUUGAGCCCUGUGUGAGAGAAAAGAUCAACAAAAAGGUGGGCAACAUGACUACAAUGACUACACCUGAUCAUCAUCAGGUAAACCACCAUCACAACAACGAGCAAAUAUCAAGUCUCUAGUUCUGGAAUAAGGACAUUUUACCUUUUAAGACUUUUUACAUUUUAUAAUGUUGUGGCAAGUAUGAUGUGUGCCAAGAAGAUGCAUUACUAAAAAGGUGGGUAAACUGUUGAUUCAGAUAUUCACCAUUCUACUGUUGUCUUAGUGCGUGCACUCAAACAGCAGGCAGCUGUUCGAGUGCACGCAUAGGUUUAGUGUGACAUCAUACAUGCAUUCUGAUAAGUAGCUUGUUACAUGGCUAAAUAUAGAAGUAAGCAAAAAGAAAUGCAAAUACAAAAACACUGCAACACCAAUAGAAUGCAAGUUUCUUAGGGACAGUAAAAGCUGACGAUCGUUAAUGAGCAAAGAUAGUUGUGUUGUGAUUAUGCAUUUCUAAUUAGGAGCAUGUUCAUCUGUUUUUAGUGUCCCCCAGACUGUGUUUUUCUAUAAUUGCAAUGUAUUAAUGUGAUAUAAUCAGGCUGGAGAACAUGUUGCUUAAUAUAUUUGGGUUUUGUAUAUUUGCAGCUCUUUUCCUAAAUGGAGUUUUUGUUUUGUCAGAGUUGUUUUUGUAGCUGUACUGAACUCUUUCAGCUGCCGUAGAUUUGACUGUCACUACACCUGUUAAUUUCAGUUGACCUGAUCAGUUUCCCAAUCACUAGUCAUAUACUGUGAAGCCUUAUGAUACUUUUAUGAGCCCAGAAAUGAGUAAUUCAUUGCAACUUGAUGUGCUUGCUUUUUGUCCACAAAUCAGCCUCGAGUUCAGUCUGUUUUAAGGCUUAUUUGAAUGUUUUGUUGAACUCCUGAUGUUCGGUCCGACAGUCUGAUUCAUGUCAUCAAUAAAUGCAAUCUGUUCACAGCCCAAAAUCUGUCGUAGCAAACCAUCCCAAUCCAAAAACUAAAUGGCUUUAUAGAAAUAUCCUGAACUGUUGCUAUUAACGGAACUUCCUUAAUUACAAAUGUUAUUUUUACACCAUCAGUUAAUCUGCCAGUUUUCUCAAAUAAAUU